Gambusia affinis (western mosquitofish) is the source of this 1713-nucleotide messenger RNA. Its product is annotated as microtubule-associated protein 1A-like. The transcript is spliced from 2 exons. The record is from RefSeq and is a predicted model, not a curated record. Bases 191 to 1252 code for a protein of 353 amino acids. Lineage: Eukaryota; Metazoa; Chordata; Actinopteri; Cyprinodontiformes; Poeciliidae.
UUGAUGUCACAAAGAGUGAUGCACUUUGUGGACCACAUCAAAAAGCUGCCGUCAUAACCACUGCAGAAGAGAGCGAGAGAGCGAACAGAAGGAUUGUAACCCAACUAGAGAUUGAACCGAAAGCUUUUCGAGACAAAAAGUCAAAUCUUCACCAACGAACACAGAAAAACACUGAGAAGUUCUUGGAACAAUGAGUCAAAGCGGUAAGGAAAAAACUUUGGAACAGAAAAUCGCCACCCUGGAGCAGGAGAAAAGCACCCUGGAGCAAAUGAACACUGCCCUGAAGAAGGACAAGAUCACCCUGGAGCAGAAAAACAUCGCCUUAGAAAAGGAAAAAACUGUUCUGGAGCAGAAAACCACUGCCUUGGAGGAGAAAAUUGUUGCCCUGGAUCAGAGAAACACCAACUUAGAGAAGGAAAAAAGUGCCUUGGAACAAAAAAAUACUGAACUGGAACAGGAAAUUGCCACCAUGGAACAAAUAAACAACACCCUGAGGCAGGAAAGAACAGCCUUAAAAAAGGAACAAAAUACCUUGAAGCAGGAAAAAUUUGCCCUGAAGGACAAAAAUAUUGCACUUAAGGUGGAAAACACCGCCCUGAUGCAGGAAAACACCGCCCAGGGUCAGGAAAACACCUCCUUGGAGCAGGAAAAAACUGUUCUAGAUGAAAGAAACACCGCCCAGAAGAAGAUAAACAACGCCCUGAACAACGUAAGAAUAGCCUUAGAAGGGGAAAAAUUUAUGCUGCAGCAGGAAAUAAUUGCCCUGAAGCAGCAACAUGAUGUUCUAGGAGAGAGAAACACUUUCUUGGAGGAGAGAAACACUUACUUGGAAAAAGACAGAAUUGACCUGAAGCAGGAAAUCUUCACAUUACAGCAGGUAAACAGCAUUUUGGAAGAGGAAAGCAUUGUUUUUGAGCAGGAAAAAAACGCUUUUGAGGAGAAAAGCACCUUCUUGGAGGAAAUAAACAAGGCCCUGAAGUUGAAAUGCACCGGUCUGGAGCAAAAAAAUGCCACGUUGGACAACAUAAUCACCGCCUUGGAGCAGGAAAAGAAUGUCCUGGAGGAGCAAAGCACUGCCUUGGAGCAUAAGUCCACUGACAUGCACCGUGAAUUGGAACAGCUGCGCCAUCGCCUGAGGAACGGAAUGAAACGGAUGAACCAGGAGUCAACAGAAGAGGAAACCCAAGAAGACAUCCAGCCCGUUUCAGACCAGCCACAGGACCAGGUCCCUGUAUCUAAAAAAGUGCCAUGAGGGCUCCAAGCUUCAUGUUUGAUUAUCGGUGGCAGAAAAGCUUGAGGACAACAGAACUGCGGUGUCAGGGGAAGCUUGACACUAGGGGGCUGAUGGUGGAAGAGCUUAACACUUGAAAGAUGUUGGCAGGAGAACUUGAGGCCCGCAGGACUGCGGUGCCACUGGAACUUGAGGCCAUCGAACUCAGGUUUCCUUCAUCACCAGAAGAUUCCUUUGUUGCCAGCAGUGCCUCCCGGCCUGCCUCAGGGGCUUUGUAACCAGUCCUGCUGGUCUCCAGGCUGACUUCCAGGCUUCGUAGCGAGUCCUGUUGGUCUCCAGGCUGACCUCCAGGCUUCGUAGCGAGUCCUGUUGGUCUCUAGGCUGACCUGCAGGGCUUCGUUGCGAGUCCCGUUGGUCUCCAGGCUGACCUCCAGGCUUCGCAACGAGUCCCGUUGGUCUCCAGGCUGACCUCCAGGCUUCGC